AUGGCACCAGCUGGACAAACCACUUAUCAGAAAGACGAGCGAGUGCUCUGUUUCCACCAUGAGAUUUUGUACGAGGCAAAGAUCCUCGACGUCAGACACGUCGACCCCGACGACCGCAAGAGCCCGUAUGAGUACCUAGUACAUUACAAGGGCUGGAAAAACACCUGGGAUGACUGGGUCCCGCAAGACCGACUCCGUAAAUUUACCGAGGAGAACAGAGAACUUGCAACUACUCUUCGCCGUGAGGCUGAGGCUGCGUUCCGUCAGAAGAGCACCAAGGCCUCCGCAAAGAAAAGGGGAGGUUCCGAUCGUAGCUCCGCCCGGGGAAGCGAAGAACGCCAGCUGUCCGUUCCUGGCCGCGGAACCAAGAGAGCCAGGGACAACGAUAUUGAAAAGGAGGAUAGCUUUUAUGUACGACCAUCAGUGAGGAUUGUUAUGCCAGACAAUCUGAAGUCGCUUCUGGUCGAUGAUUGGGAGAACGUGACGAAGAACCAGCAAGUCGUGGCUUUGCCGGCUAAGCGCUCGGUUAAUCAAAUCCUGGAAGACUAUUCUGAGGCAGAGAAGCCCAAGCGCACAAGCUCGGCUGAUCUGGAUGUUCUUGAGGAGGUCAUUAUGGGAAUCAAGGAGUACUUUGACAAAGCCCUUGAUAAGAUCCUUCUUUACAGAUUUGAACGCGAACAGUACCGAAACCUCCGCAAGAAGUGGGAAUCGGGAUCGGGAGACUUCGCCGACAAAGGUCCCUUGGAUAUCUAUGGUGCCGAGCACUUGACUCGUCUUUUCGCUACCAUGCCUGAACUAAUUGCGCAGACUAAUAUGGAUCUCCAAUCUACUAACAGACUCCGCGAGGAGCUUUCCAAGUUCACUCUCUGGUUGAGCAAACACUCUAGCCAGUACUUUGCUACUAGAUAUAUGACUGCCAGCAAUGAAUAUGUCGAAAAGUCUAAGGGUGUAGCAAACCCCAAUCCUGGCACUGCUACCUCACGUUUGGUGUAAAUGGGUUUAAGGCUUCAGUACACAUUGACUGCUUUUCACACACGGUGACAUUGCAUGAUGGUAAAUUGUUAUACUUU
Molecule: messenger RNA, 1070 nt
Organism: Aspergillus nomiae NRRL 13137
Lineage: Eukaryota; Fungi; Ascomycota; Eurotiomycetes; Eurotiales; Aspergillaceae
Product: MRG family protein
Exons: 4
Coding region: 1-993 (330 amino acids)
Biological process (GO): regulation of DNA-templated transcription; chromatin organization
Cellular component (GO): nucleus; Rpd3S complex; NuA4 histone acetyltransferase complex
Source: RefSeq, a predicted model, not a curated record